Molecule: messenger RNA, 1788 nt
Organism: Hyaena hyaena (striped hyena)
Lineage: Eukaryota; Metazoa; Chordata; Mammalia; Carnivora; Hyaenidae
Gene: PDE9A
Product: phosphodiesterase 9A
Exons: 16
Coding region: 420-1736 (438 amino acids)
Biological process (GO): cGMP catabolic process
Molecular function (GO): 3',5'-cyclic-GMP phosphodiesterase activity
Source: RefSeq, a predicted model, not a curated record
GGCGGGAGCCGCUGGGUAAACACCGUGGGGGCGGGUGCCCGUCCUGCCACCCGGCCCCCGGGCGUCUGCUUGGCUCUGUCCCAGGGGCCGGGUCCUGGGGCCACUCGAGUGCAGAUCGGGGCUGACAGCCGGACCCAGCCUCCGCCAACCUCCGAGAUCGCCGUGGAACCAAAAUAGACUCUGCAGUGGGAGAGAGUCCACCAGCCGCAGCAUGUGCCCCCGGCGCCGGUCACCUGGGGAGCCCGCGGACAUGCGCCCACAAUGCGCUAAGACAGGCAGCCCAGACCUGAAGAGGCGACGGCGAGCCUGCUGAAGCCUGCGUCCUUAGGACUGGUCGAUGGGGCAGCCAGAUCUUUGGUGUCUACAGGAGCCACGGGUGCGGAGGAGUGAGUCACGAGAAAGAAGAACUAAUCCAGAGCAUGCUGACCCAGGUUGUAGAACAGUUCUCAAGAGCAUUUAAAGUCAACGAACUGAAAGCCGAAGUCGCGAAUCACUUGGCGGUGCUCGAGAAGCGCGUCGAAUUGGAAGGCCUGAAGGUGGUGGAGAUUGAGAAAUGCAAGAGUGACAUCAAAAAGAUGAGGGAGGAGCUGGCGGCCAGAAGCAGCAGGACCAGCUGUCCCUGUAAGUACAGUUCUGUGGACAACAGGAAGCUGGCGCCCCGGCGGGAUGUCCCCACUUAUCCCAAGUACCUGCUCUCUCCAGAGACCAUCGAAGCCCUGCGGAAGCCCACCUUUGACGUCUGGCUCUGGGAGCCCAACGAGAUGCUGAGCUGCUUGGAGCACAUGUACCACGACCUGGGCCUGGUCCGGGAUUUCUCCAUCCACCCCGUCACGCUCCGGAGAUGGUUGCUCUGCGUGCGCGACAACUACAGACACAACCCUUUCCACAACUUCCGGCACUGCUUCUGCGUGACCCAGAUGAUGUACAGCAUGAUCUGGCUCUGCGGGCUGCAGGAGAAAUUUUCCCAAAUGGAUAUCCUGAUCCUAAUGACGGCCGCCAUCUGCCACGAUUUGGAUCACCCGGGCUACAACAACACGUACCAAAUCAACGCCCGCACGGAGCUGGCCGUCCGUUACAACGACAUCUCGCCCCUGGAGAACCACCACUGCGCCGUGGCCUUUCAGAUCCUCGCCCAGCCCGAGUGCAACAUCUUCGCCAAUGUGCAGCCGGAGGGCUUCAAGCAGAUCAGACAGGGGAUGAUCACUCUAAUUCUAGCCACCGACAUGGCAAGACACGCAGAAAUUAUGGAUUCCUUCAAAGAAAAAAUGGAGAAUUUUGACUACAGCAACGAGGAGCACAUGACCCUCCUGAAGAUGAUUUUGAUAAAAUGCUGUGACAUCUCCAACGAGGUGCGUCCGAUGGAGGUGGCAGAGCCCUGGGUGGACUGCCUGUUAGAGGAGUAUUUCAUGCAGAGCGAUCGUGAGAAGUCGGAAGGCCUCCCCGUGGCCCCUUUCAUGGACCGCGACAAAGUGACCAAAGCCACAGCCCAAAUUGGGUUCAUCAAGUUCGUCCUGAUCCCGAUGUUCGAAACGGUGACCAAGCUCUUCCCCGUGGUCGAGGGGCUCAUGCUGCAGCCCCUUUGGGAAUCCAGAGAUCAUUAUGAGGAACUGAAGCAGAGAGAUGACUCCAUGAAGGAGAGGGAGACGGAGAGCAUGACAGCCGCGGGCACCGACAGGUCGUCGAGGGAGACAAGCAGAGAUGUGAGAGACAGCGAAGAGAAUGCUAUUCUGAACUGACGUCUCGAUGCACGUGAGACAGACAGAGGACGAGCAGAGGAGAGGCAGAGAG